CAGCAGCGUUACUGUCUCAACAUCACAACCCCCUCUCCGUCACCAUCUUAGUCGAGCCGGUUUCAAAUCAGAAACAUGGCCGCUGCCGAAAUCACAGAUGCUGCGUCCGCAGCAAACGGCGCGCAAAAGCCCAAGACGGAAAAACUGCCCGUCACCGUCUCGAAGCCAUCUCCAUACACCUUCGACCUCGGCCACCUUCUCGCGCUGGACCCCAACCCUCUCGUCUUGCCCUCCUCCGAGUCUCUGAACGAUGCACUGAAAGCCACCGCCCGCGACGGCGCCCAGUCUCUCCUGAACCAACUCCUCACCACCUGCCAAAUCACCUCUUCUGCCCAGCACGGCGUCCUCCUCUCUCUUCCUCCUCGCUCCACCGUCCUCCCGCGUCACAAGCCUCUUCCCACCCCGAAGGCCCCGACGAAAUGGGAGCUGUUCGCCCGCAAGAAGGGCAUUGGAAAAUACAACACCAAGCCGGGCGCUGCUCUGGCAGACAAAGAGCGUAGAAAGAAGCUGGUCUACGACGAAGCCACUGGCGAAUGGGUGCCUCGAUGGGGGUACAAAGGCAAGAACAAGGCCGGUGAAGACGACUGGUUGGUGGAAGUGGACGAGAAGCAGUGGAAGAAAGAAGAGGGGUUGCUGGCCGAAGGUCGUUCGAUCCGAGGAGAGAGCCGGAGAGAAAGAGUCGAGCGGAUCAAGCGGAACGAGCGAAAGGAGCGUGCGAAUGCCCGUAAGCAACGAAAGGCUGGUGGUUAAGGGUAUUUCAUUGUUGAUUUUCUUCUAUAUUUGGGGGACCAGAGAAAAGUAUUUUUCGUUUUCUUCUUCCGGCUGUGGCUGUUGGGGCUUGGAAACCGGCACACAAGUUUUCAUCGAGAGGCGUUGUAUGUGGAGUCUUAUGGAUUCUUCUCUUCUGUUGUCAACGUACGGACGCUGUAUAGUCGGUCGUGGCCUUCUUAUCAUGACCAGUAUUUAUGAUCUGUCUGCCUGCCCAUACUGCAAGAGAGACCCUUUCUCUUUACUGGUUCUUUUCUUGUCUUAUUCUUAUCAAGAAAAUAAAAGCAUUUCCGUCACACU
Paecilomyces variotii is the source of this 1068-nucleotide messenger RNA. Its product is annotated as putative ribosome biogenesis protein. The coding region runs from base 76 to 750 and encodes 224 amino acids. The record is from RefSeq and is a predicted model, not a curated record. Gene Ontology annotation, cellular component: nucleus; preribosome, large subunit precursor; nucleolus. The transcript is spliced from 2 exons. Gene Ontology annotation, biological process: ribosomal large subunit export from nucleus; ribosomal large subunit biogenesis; ribosome biogenesis. Gene Ontology annotation, molecular function: protein binding. Lineage: Eukaryota; Fungi; Ascomycota; Eurotiomycetes; Eurotiales; Thermoascaceae.